This is a messenger RNA of Chlamydomonas reinhardtii, 5497 nucleotides long. RefSeq lists its product as uncharacterized. The coding region runs from base 130 to 5391 and encodes 1753 amino acids. The transcript has 9 exons. The record is from RefSeq and is a predicted model, not a curated record. NCBI's taxonomy places the organism in Eukaryota, Viridiplantae, Chlorophyta, Chlorophyceae, Chlamydomonadales, Chlamydomonadaceae.
CAAUGCUGACACUGCCCAAGUCGUGAGAAGGAAAGGCCUAUUCAAAAUGACAGAAGUCAGGGUUUGACAGGCGCCAGCUUCGGUCCCGCCUGCACGCUUGUAUGUAGAAGGUACCAUAGAGCUUGAAAAAUGGAGGCCUCGCCGGGACCAUCUUCGGCGACGGGUGCAGCGGGGACUCGGACCAGCGGUCGUGCGCGCAAGCCCCGCGGCGAGUUCUGGAUGAAUGCGGACGGCAACAAGUCACAGUCAAAGCUGCUUCUGGACUUCCCAGAGCUCAGCGAGCGCAAGCAGGGCACGGGGACCUGUGCUCCAAAGUCGCAAGGCAAAGGCAGCACUGGUCGGCACGGUACGGGGCCGACAAGCGAGCUGAAGUCCCCAGUCUCCGCGAAGCCUGGGCGCCCACGGCGCCUGUCCGCUGCCCUUGCCGCGCUCGCGCAGCCGGACGACCAGGAGCCUCGCAGCACAGGGCCUGGGGAGGACCGGGAGACACCUUUGCAGCGUGGUUCUGGGGGGACUCCAGAGCGGCCGCGGCAGUCGCACAAGGCGUACGAGCUCUCGUCGCCGGGCCAGUCGCCGGCAGCGGUAGCACGCAGGCCGGCAACCCGGUCGACUCCAGCCAAAGAGCCUGUGCCCGACAGCGCGGCCGCAACCCACUCGGACCUUGCAGCUGCAGCUCCAAAGAGCGCCGCCCACAAGCUCAGAGUGAGCAGCGCCGACGGCACAGGCGUGGCUGCUGCGGUUCCGACCGUGCCAGCAGCCGCGGCGGCUGCGGUGAUUGCGCCGGCCGUUACAAGCCCCCGAAAGAAGGCGUCUGCAAAGGAGCUGCAAAUGCUGGGUAGCAUAAAUGUGAUCCGCUUUGUUGUAGACGAGGGCGAGGCUGGCAAGCGCGCCACUCGCGCACGCGGUGUCGCAGCACCGGUGCCAACGGGGCACGCAGCUGCUGUGACAGCCAGCACUGCGACAGCGGCAACAGGGGCGGUGCGCCAGGCAGUGCUCAACGGCGGCACCGCAACCAGCAAGGCUGCGCGAGAGCCCGAAGCGCGGGCGCGCGUGGCGGUGCCUGCCGCUACUGCUGCUGCCGGUGCCGGUGGUAUGGGCGAUUGCGCCGCAGUGGUUGCAGUGAUGGGCCUGGGUGUAGACGAGGACGGCGGAGCGCCGCAAGGGAGUCCGCCGGCGCCUGACUUACAGCGCACGUCUGCACGUCACGGCGCCGGCAGAGGCACAGCAGGGGCCGCUGCAGGUGGAUCGUCCCGCGCCGGUUCUGCGCGUGGCCGCAGCAGCAGCGGCAAGGCAAAGUCCGCCGGCGGCACCGUUGUCGGCUCCGGGAAACAGCAAGGCCCGUCGGGCAGCGCCCCGCAGCCAGCGCUGGGAGCGAGGCCCGCCGCUGCUGCAGCACCAGCACCUGCUGUGCAACCGGAGGCGGACCAGGACGAGGAGGCCGCAAGGCCACGCAAGCGCUCGCGCAAGGGCGGCCGCACGGACGUAACCCACGCGGCGGCUCCGAUGCCGCAGCCUGCGCCGCAACCUGCUGUUGCUGCCUCAACUGGGGCCGGCGCGGCGGGUGUUGCGCCACAUGCCGCGGAGGGGCCCAGUCGUUCGCUCUCGCGGCGAUCGGGGCGGGCAGCUGGCCCAAGCGUCGCAACGGCUUCAGUGCAGCCGCCACCAGCUACAGCCGACAGGCCUGUGUCAAUGGUCGCUGCUACUGCCACAACCGCCACCGUCAUGACUGCUGGAGCUGGCGGCGAUGACGCCGGUCAGGGGAUGGCAGGAGAUGCAGGCGGGAGCAAGGCACGGAGCGAGCGCGAUGGGAAAGGCAGCAAGGGCACCAAGCGCCGGCGGGGACAGAACGGCUCAGUAGCAACUAAUGCCAGCGCAGAGGGCGCGGCUGCCGCCACGGCUUCACAGCAAGUGCAGCAGCAGGGCUCGCAGCAGCUUGGCAAGGAGGUAUCACAGCUGCCGCCGCCGCAGGAGCUGCGGCAGGGGCGACAGGAGCGCCCGGCGGCGUCCGAGGCUGGCACGGAUUCGGCAGCGACGAAGAACCGCGUGAAAGCUGGGAGCAAGGGGAAGGAGAUGGCUGCGGAGGAGAAGCAGGCAGUAACAGCAGCAGACAUCAGCAAGCGUGCUGAAGCGCCGCCGUGUGUGCCAGCUGAGUGCUCGCUCGAGCAGCAACUGCAGGCGCAACCGCAGGCGCAGCCGGAGGCAGUAGGCGAGGAUGGACUCGCAGCAGCGGCGGCUGACGGGCACACGGGCGCAGAUGAGGCGGACGGGGGCUGGUCUGGUGCCAUGCAGGCGGCGCUGGUGGCCGCGUCCGCGGCGGCCUCGGCAGCCAAGGCUGCAGCGGCUGUGUGUGGCGCCCGCUCGGUGUCCCCCACUGCGUCGGUCGCGCAGUCCUCUGCUGGCGAAGACGCGUGGCAGCGCCGUGGUUCCGGGGCGCCCCGGCAUACGUCCCCUGGCGAAGCCGCAGUAGCCGCAGCCGCAGCCCAAGCCGCUGCACCCGGCGGCACGCUGCCGCCGCCCCGUCGGGCACCUCCGCCGGUGCCGCGCUUCCACGACCUGCCACCACAGUCAGCCUGGCAGCCGCCGCUGGCGGCAACGGAGGCCGCGGGUGGCUCGGACCGACCAUUGAGUCGCGGUGCUGCGCGCGCUCCUGCAGCGGUCGGCACUGCCGCCUCGGGUGCGGGCGGCUGGGUGGGCGGCGUGGACAUGCCGGAUAGGAUGCCAGGGCGGGAGCGGCCUCCGCAGCAACAGCUGUACCGGACAGCACUGGAGGACCAGGGUGCGGCUGAUGGGGAGGACGGUGCGGGCGGCUUCUUCGUGCGGCGGGGGCACGGCGAGGGCACCGGUGGUGCUGCAGGCCCGCAUGUUGAGGCGGAGGCCUCGGUGACGCCGACUCGACGGCACGGGCUCAGCCCUCGGCGGCAGCCGCCUCUUCAGCCCCGCCAGCCGCCGCCGCUCGGCGGCCCGCAUGUCGCACUCGGCAGGUCACAGCAACAGGACCCCUAUGGGCUGGCGGCGGACUCGGACGAAGCCGGUGAAGAGCAACAGCAGUGGCAUCAGCAGCACCCGCAGCAGCACCCGCAGCAGCACCUGCAGCAGCAGCAGCGGCUAGGUUGUGGCAAUGUUGAUUACUACGGCCACGGCUCAUCAGGCGACGGCGCCGCCCCCCCGCACCAGCACCAGGGUCGCCGCCCGCCACAGCUGCACGGCAGCGACCUGCUGUCGUCGCCUCGCAGGCAAUCCCUGGCCGCUCCGGGCCAGGGCCAGGGCCAGGGCCAGCGUGUGAGUUACCCGCCGCUGCAGCAACGGGGCGCGCAGCAGCGGCAGACUGAUCAGCAGCAGCAGCUCCUCAGUGACUCGCGCCGGUCCUCGCACGCGCACGCGGGCGGCAGCUGGCAGCCGGCAGCGCAUGCGGCUGCAGGUGGCGUUGCCGGCGAUGCCUACUGGGAUGCGCCGGGCGGCAGGGAGCGUGUGGGUGACAGAGCCUUUAGCGACCGGCAGCUUCCCAUGGGUGCACUGUACGGCGCUGGGUACGGCACUGCUGCUGCUGAGCCAAUGGAGGAGGAUCGUGACGAUGGCGGCCACGCGCGCGGCUACCCGCCGAGCAUGAGCACGCGGCUGCAGCCGCGGCAACACGAAGAGGAGCAGCGCCGGCAGCAGCAUGGUGCGGCGGCGGCCGGCGGCCGGGCCGCUGCCCCAGAGCCGGACUGGUUCGUGCGGCGGGCGCCAGGUCGUGUGGGGCCCGGGCAGCCGGAGCGCCGUGCGGAAGCGUACACAGAGCAGCAACACCAACAGCUGCGUUGGGAAGAAUCACGCCCGCAUCCGCAUCACGCUCAGGAGGCCGCUGGUCAGGCAGCGGCGGGUGCUGAGCCGUUCCGGGCGCCCAGGAUGAGGCCUGUGCCGGCGGCGCCGCCGCCCGCGCCGCCGCCGCGCCAGCAGCAACAGCAGCCGCCGCAGCCGCCGCAGCCGCAAGGACAGCAGAAGCACGCGCCAUUGGCGCCCGUGCAGCAGGCCCAGCUCCAGGGUCAGGCCAGGCAGCCGCCGAUUGCGCUGCAACCACCGCGUCAGCACCCGCUGCCGCAGCCGCCAGGUCAAGCGCAUUCGCAGCCGCUUCCACAGCACCCUCCCGCUUUCGCCAUACCGACGCUGCGUGGCCGCGCGCAUCACCAACAACACAGUCAGCAGCAGCAUUCCCAGCCCCAGCAGGAGGCGCGGCCAGCGAUGUCCUCGGGUGCGGCCACGUCCACCGUCGCGAGCGUGUUCUCGGACUCGCUGCGGCGGGCCCUUAGUCGCGCUGACCAGCUGGCCCAGCGCAACAAGACGCGGCACCAGGAGAUUGCUGAGAACGAGGAGGACGGCUGGACGCUGGAGCAGGUGCAAUCGCUGCAGUCCGCCUACUACCGAGUGGAUCCGCUGCAUCCGCACUUUUGGCGCGAGGUGGCGCGCGGCGUGCCCGGCAAGACCGCAGCGGAGUGCUUCUCGCGCGUGUUCGCUUCUGGCCGGGACCGGGAGGAGCGCGCGGCUCUGGCCAAGGCGCUGCGGCGGCGCCCGGCGGCGGCACCGGCCGGGCCCAGCGGCUCCACCAAGCCGCUCACGCUGGCGGCGGCGCGCAAGUGGACGCGGCAGGCGCACGAGCAGGAGCAACUGGAGCGGCUGGCUCACCUGGGUGGCUUGGACCGGGAUGAGGAUGAUGAAGACGACGACGACGACGAGGAAGAGCAGGAGGAGGGCGAGGUGGCCCAGGGCCCGGCGGCGCAUGGCAGGGGGGCCGCCGGCAGUCGCGGGGGCAGGGGCGCCGGAGGCAGCCGGGGGCGCGGCGGCCGGCGGCCGGCACUGGCCAUCCCAGAUGACCCCACGGAGAUGCGACGAAUAAUCGACAACCUGCAGCAAAAGCACCAGGCGGACAGGUUCAUCACGUCUUUCCUGCGAAAGCAAGGCGGCUGGGCCAAGUGGCACAAGGCCGUGCGCGAGGCCCAGGACCGCCGCCUGCGCAGCGUUUCCACCGCAGCCGCAGCGGCCGGCGGCAGCUCCGCCGCCCUUGGCGGCGGCGCCGCCGCCCGUCACGGCCCUGGCGCCGGCGCAGCAGGCGUUGCUGCCGCGGGUGGGCAGCAUGACAGCGACCCUCUGGCACGUGUCAUUCAGCGCAUGCUGGCACGUGACGAGGCUGAGGAGCUGCGCGAGAUGUGGCGUGACGCGGACGAGGCGGAAGGGCUACAGCCGUACGGUGGCGGCGGCGGAGCCGCUGGUGACGGCGGUGGUACGGCAGGAGCUUUGUACGGCGGCGAUGAGGAGGACGAGUACGACGAGGCGCGAGAGCGGGAGGAGGAGGAGAUGCGGCGGUUCUUGGUGGCUGAGGGGCUGUUGGGGCCGGACGGCAUGCCCGUGUUCCGCUGAGGAGUUGGGGAAGCUGAGGGGGGAGGGCAACGACAGGGGAGCAGGGGCAGGGAGCCACCGGCCGAGUGCUGCCUUUUCCGGGCUGCACAGUGUCAUGCGUAAUUGA